Molecule: messenger RNA, 2960 nt
Organism: Cydia fagiglandana
Lineage: Eukaryota; Metazoa; Arthropoda; Insecta; Lepidoptera; Tortricidae
Gene: ERp57
Product: protein disulfide-isomerase A3
Exons: 9
Coding region: 106-1578 (490 amino acids)
Biological process (GO): response to endoplasmic reticulum stress; protein folding
Cellular component (GO): endoplasmic reticulum
Molecular function (GO): protein disulfide isomerase activity
Source: RefSeq, a predicted model, not a curated record
CAGCAUCAUACGUGUAUUUUUCCGGUCCUUGUCCCUUUCUAUUCUUCAGCUUCUGUUCGGUGGCGAGCUAUAGCGCACGGUUCUUAGUAAAGUGCCGGCACAAAAAUGAUGGGAUCACUUAAAAUCGUGUUAUUCUUAGGUGUAAUAUAUUUGUGUAGGGCAGCUGAAGAGGACGUGCUAGAUCUUACAGAUUCGGACUUUUCAUCUGUACUAUCCCAACAUGAUACGGCGCUGGUCAUGUUUUACGCUCCAUGGUGCGGACAUUGUAAAAGACUGAAACCGGAGUACGCGGUGGCGGCCGGCGUGCUGAAGGGCGACGACCCGCAGGUGACGCUGGCGAAGGUGGACUGCACGGAGGGCGGCAAGGCUACCUGCGAGCAGUUCUCCGUCUCGGGUUACCCGACCCUGAAGAUCUUCCGUAAAGGAGAGGUAUCUCAGGACUACAACGGGCCUAGGGAGUCAAAUGGCAUCGUCAAAUACAUGCGCGCCCAAGUUGGCCCCAGCUCUAAAGACCUCCUCACCGUGGCCGACUACGAGAACUUCCUCAAAAAGGACGAGGUCACCGCCAUCGGUUUCUUCGAGAAGGAGAGUGACUUGAAGGGAGAGUUCCUGAAGACGGCUGAUAAGAUGAGGGAGGAGGUUACGUUUGCGCACUCCAGCGCUAAGGAGGUCUUGGACAAGGCUGGUUACAAAGACAAUGUAGUCCUGUACCGUCCCAAGCGCCUGCAGAACAAGUUUGAGGAGUCCUCCGUGGUGUACUCUGGCGAUGGUGCUGCACCCUCUCUCAAGGCCUUCAUCAAGGACAACUACCACGGUCUGGUCGGCGUGCGCCAGAAGGAUAACAUCGCCGAUUUCUCCAACCCUCUGGUGGUCGCCUACUACGACGUGGACUACGUCAAGAACCCCAAGGGCACCAACUACUGGAGGAACCGUGUGCUCAAGGUCGCCAAGGAGCUCUCAGAAGUGACCUUCGCCAUCAGCAGCAAAGACGAGUUCACCCACGAACUGAACGAGUAUGGCAUUGACUUCGCCAAGGGUGACAAGCCCGUCGUCGCCGGCAGAGACGCCGACGGCAACAAGUACAUCAUGUCCGCUGAGUUCAGCAUCGAGAACGUCCUCCAAUUCACCAAGGACCUGCUCGCCGGCAAACUAGAGCCCUUCAUCAAGUCCGAAGCCGUCCCCGAGCCCAACGACGGCCCCGUCAAGGUCGCCGUCGGCAAGAACUUCAAGAGUCUAGUCACGGACAGCGGCCGUGACGCGCUCAUCGAGUUCUACGCGCCUUGGUGCGGUCAUUGCCAGAAGCUUACUCCUGUGUGGGAGGAGCUGGGAGAGAAGUUGAAGGGUGAAGACGUCGACAUCGUCAAGAUCGACGCGACGGCCAACGACUGGCCCAAAUCUCUAUACGACGUGUCAGGGUUCCCCACCAUCUACUGGAAGUCCGCCGACGGCAAGAAGCCCAUCAGAUAUAACGGUGGACGUGCCCUCGACGACUUUAUCAAGUACAUCGCGGAGCAGGCCUCCAGCGAACUCAAGGGCUUCGACAGGAAGGGCAACGCGAAGAAGCGGGACGAGCUGUAAUCCUAGCAAACAGAUCUGAAGGCACCGCUGGUCGCUACUUGUCUCUGUCGCACUGCACUGGAAAAAUGAGGUGGAUAUACGUUUGAAAGCUUCGGCCUACUUUUCUAUUUUGUAGCGCGCCUCUUCCACUCUUUAUAAAUAGUCAGGGUGUAGUAAGUUAGAGUGAGAUAGACGAUGAACCGACUUUAUAACGGGGUCAGAUUCUUUUUUUUUAAAGUUAGGAUGGAUUGAAAGUAGCGACCACUAGUGCGCGAGUGUGUGUGUCUCAGUCUAAGUGGGAAAAUAUAUAUAUAAUCUGUAGGCAGUGUAUACACUGGUAACACUUUCAAAGUACACAGAUUCGUUAUUUUUUAAUCGAAGUAUAAUCUAACGUUUCAAGUGUUGCCAGUUUUUUAAAUAAAAAUAGUGCCAGUAUGAAUUGCAUGGAGAGAUUAUGAAUGAAUUCAUUCAAAGUCGCCGUGCACUUUUACGACUGAUGGUACAUUAAGUGUACUUGUACUUUGGAUUCCCGUAGAAUUUUUUAUGCUGGCAACAUUAAAUGCAGCGUUAGAUUUAUGACUUGAUAAGAAAUGGCGGAUUUUGUAAAAAGUAACAAACACCUCGUUGUCUUGAAAGGACGUGUCAAUCUAGUUUUAAAUAGUUUAUAAAUAAUUUAUAGUAAUGUAUUGAAAUUGAUAGGCACAAGUCUCCAUAUGUUUUUCUAUAAAACUUCUUGUGAACAUGACUCUUAAAUAGGUUUACACUCUUCAUCUGUCAUUGGGCAUUUCAAAGCAAAAUAAAAUCUGUUGUUAUGACUUAUAUAUGUAAUUAAUAAUUAGACACCUAAUGUAACCGGUAUUUAUUUCUCAUGUUAUAUAGUUAUUUACGCUACAAGUGCGGAAAAGAGGAAAUUCGAAACGAAGGGAGAGUUUUAAAUCGACAUGAGUUGCGAAUUACUUAUUUGCACGUGUAUCGUACAACGUUUUACAGUACAUAUGGCCCUUUAAACUUUUGACAAAGUGCUAUUUCCCGCAUUAGUGCGGGAAAGUAGGACCAUAUGUACUGUAAUAGUAUUUUGUUUAACGAAUAAUAAAGCUUGCUAUUGCAUGGAAUCUUAUUUAGACCAUCUUAGGUGUGUAAAUUCUACACACUGUUACCAACAGAAAUAUACUACGGAUAUAGUUUGUUAUGCCUUCCAACUUCAAUGAUAUUUACAUUUUUUUACGCACUUUAAAUGCUAUUGAGUAUGAAGUUAUCAUUCCAUAUCGAUGUGGCCGUUUUUGAAAGUAUGAGAUUGUGAAAUUAUAAAUAUUUUCUAACUUGUAGGUUGCUCUAAAUACAGUAAUUUGAUGCAUUUCUUAACUGUCAGUGGGAUAUUGAAUAAAUUAGGUUGUAUUUAUAAU